GAUUCAUCUGCGCUGGCAGCCAUUACAGUUUGUCGUUAGCCAUUGGUGUGAAAAGUUCGUGUGUCGUCCCGAAAAACUCGAAGUGAAAAAGUGAAAAUUUGCUGGAAAAACCACCCGAAAUCUGGUGAAAACUGUGCAAUUCCGUUCCCGGAGCUCACCGUAAAGAACUAAAGAAAGCCACUGUAGCUCGGCGUCCAACUGCUAAGGCAGCGUAAAUUUUCCAAAAUGGCUCAACCAGCUGCUGCUACCGGUGGUGAUGGCGAACUAGAUGAAAACCUUUUCAUAAAUCCGACCGAUGGCCUCUCGAACGAGCACCCGGCUCUACCCAGUGCCUACGACUCGGAUAACGAAUCCAACCCGGUGGACGACGAUCUGCUGGAAGAUCUGCCGACGUCAAUUAUCGUCACCAACAUCCACUCGGAGGUGUUCAGCAGCGACGAGUUGAAGGCUCACAUGGAGGAUCUGUUUAAGAUCUUCUCGGAGAAUACCACCUUUCAAUGGUUGAAAAGCUUCCGUCGGCUACGGGUGAACUACGAUACCGCCAUCGCCGCGGCAAACGCUCGCAUUCAGCUGCAUCAGUAUCCCUUCGGGAAGUCCAUCAUCACCUGUUAUCUAGCUCAACCGGUGACGCCGGUGUCGAACACGAAUCUCAAACCACCGGCACUAACCAAACAGUUCCUGAUUUCCCCACCGGCAUCGCCACCGGCCGGGUGGGAACCGGCCGAAGAAAACGAACCCCUCGUCAAUCACGACCUGCUGGCGGCUCUGGCCAGUCUAACUCCCGGGGAAAUUCACGAAAUCCACGCCCAAUCCGAAAGCCAUCCGGGUAUUGUGCUGCACACGGCCCACGGCGGCGCAGCGGACGAUGACCUGAACAAUCGAUCGUCCGGAGGAAGCAGCUUCGACGAAGACGACGACGGUAGUGGCGUUCCGCGGAAGGGACGAAUCGCCCACACCCGCUGCCCGGAGCGGCAGAAUUCGACCUAAACGUUCAGUGCCGGGAUGGGUGCGCGGUCGAAAGUUUUAGAUAAUAAUUGUGAUUUUAAUGAUGUUGCAACUCCUUUAUGUUUGCUGUUUGUUUGUAUGUUUUGUAUCGAAUGAAGCGAGCGCGAGGGCUUUUAUAUUAUUUUAUAUUGGUGCAGCAGUUUUGAAAGUAGUCCUAUCGUUCAGCAGAGGCAGUCGCCGUACGUUGUGUACAUAAGUAGUGGAAAAGUUAAAUUUUGUAAAUAUGUAUAAUUUAUAGAAUUGGCAUUCUUCGUUUCCUAAAUUUCAAACCCGGGCUGUUUGGGGGGAAUAUUCACGUUAGGCUUAACAUUGGGUAUAUCUUAUUUGGUUCAAACAUUGUAGUGAAAGUCAUGUUUUCAAUGCUAAUUUUAAAAUGUUCGACCUAAUAACAGAAUAAAUCAAUAUCACCCCUUGUUAGUGCUGAACUUUGAACCAUAAUACGCAAAGUGAGAGUUUCGUUUGCUUUUGCGACAGCGAACCAGAGUCAGUCUUGAAAGAUGGAUGGAUGACAUAUGACGGUACAGUGCCAUGUAAUCAGUGAGUGUUUGUUGCUUUAUUGGUGGGAAUAGUCGUCUUUGUGAGCUGCAUUUAGAGUUCUAAUGGAUCGGAUUUCUACGAAUUCACUAGUCCCAGUGGAGGGACAUCUACUUCUUCUUUGGCUUUAUUACGUCCCUAUUGGGACUUUUUCGCCGGUCAUCAACUUAGUGUUCUAGAUGCACUUCUAGAGUAACAUUUGAAAUGGGCCUAUGUUUAAAACGUAAACAAAUCGGGUUUUGAUACUAUUCUUUAGCACCGCUUGAUAGCCACUAAUCGUGUGGGAAAAUUCCGCAUAAUCGAGAAAAAUCAUUAAAAAUAACUCGAUUUUCGAAACGGCCGAUCAACGAAAUUUUUCGAUUCAUUAUUAGGUCCGAACGCUAAAACGGCCAACCAUUCAUUUAUUUCAUUUCAUUGAUAAGCCUAGUGACGUAGAAGAGCCGAUGAUUGAACAUUUUCAAACCAAAGCUAGGCCCUACUGUUUGAGGCAGGGCCGAUGAUUUGUUUUGAAUUUAUUCGACGUUGCGAAAAGGCUUAUCAAAGGGCGUACCAUUCGUGAUGACAAGCACAACGGCUUAACAAAAAGGGCCUAUCCAAAAAGGCUUAUUAAUUUAUGAAAUUAAAUUGUUAUCGAUUUUCAUAUAUUUUUGAAAGCUUUUUGCAUAUUUUGGAGGUUGUAUACUGAGAUCAGGGCCCAGCAAAGUCACUUUCAAUCGAAAAUCGUCAAGCGACAACGAAGUUGUCAACCAUCACUUUCAAUUGAAAGUCAUUCGGUCUUCUCUUCGAGCAGAUCCCCUUCAACCUCAACAGAACCACUUUGGAUCAGUGUUCAUGCUGUUUGUUUUGGCUUGACUCGUGUUCAUUUCAUCUUUCAUUGUCAAAUGAACAUGCUUUCGCAUUGAUGCAAAGCUGUUCGAUAACAAUUCGCUCAGUUUUUCUGACUUGAUUUUCCACUCGGUCCAUCAAAGAUCUGCGCAUGUGGGCGUCAAAUUUAUUAUUGUCGGGUGGUUUGUUUGCCCAUCAAUAUGGGUACUUUUGGAAUCAGGGUGACGUAUACAGGCCAGAAAUCGAUAACCGACGCCAUUUUGGAAUCCAGGAUGGCGGCUUCCGAUAUCAGGAAAAGUGCGAAAUUCUAUCAAAUACCUAUAAAUAUGUUUUUUUUUAAAGAAUCAUGGUAACGUCUAAAAGCCGGAAAUCGAUGUCCGACGCCAUUUUGAAAUCCAAGACAGUGGCUUUCGAUUUAAGAAAAAGUGUCAAAUACCCUAAAAUACGUUUUUUGGAAUCCAAGAUGGUGGCUUCCGGUUCUAGAAAAUGUGGUAAAUAUUGUCAAAUACCCAUCAAUAUGGAUAUUUUUGGAAUCGGUAUGACGCCUAGAGAAAUCCAGGAUAUCCGACCGCAGUUUUAAAUCCAUGAUGGCGGCUUCCGGAUUUAAAAAAAAAGAUGGAAAUUCUAUCAAAUAUCCAUGCAUAUGUUAACGUCUAGAAGCCUCAAGUCGAUAUCCGACGCCAUUUUUAAAUUUAAGACGGCAGCCUCCGAUUUGAGGUAAAGUUUCAAAUACCCUAAAAUUUGAGUAUUUUCAGAACGGAAUGACACGUAUAUUGUGAAAAUCGUUGUCAGACGCCAUCUUGAAAUCCAAUAUGGCGACUUCUGAUUUCAGAAAAAGUGGAAAAUACUGUCAAAUACCCAUCAAUGUGGGUAUUUUCUAAAUCCCAGUAACGUUUAGAGGUCUGAAACUGAUGUUUGACUGGUGGCUUUGGAUCAGAAAAAUAAUAAAAUACUGUCAAAUGCCGAGGUGACAUCUAGAGGCCAGAAAUCGAUCACCGAUGCCAUCUUGAAAUUAAAGAUGGUGACUUCCGAUUUCAGAAGAAGUGUCAAAUAGCGUACAAAUGGCGUUGGAUAUCGAUUUUCUAAAUUUACGUGUCGUCCCCGUUCCGAAAAUACCCAUAUUGUAGGGUAUUUGACACAUUUUCUAAAACCAGUUGGGCACCAUAUUGGAUCCCAAAAUGGUACCUGAUAUCGAUUUUCGACAUCUACGCGUUGUCCCCGUUCCAAAAAUACUCAUAUUGUAGGGUAUUUGAUACUUUUUUGAAACCCAAUGGCCGCCAUCUUGGAUUCCAACAUAGCGGCGGAUAUCGAUUUUUAGCAUCUAAACGUUGUCCCCGUUCCGAUAAUACCCAUAUCUUACGGUAUUUGACACUUUAGAAAACCAAUAGUCACUAUCUUGGAUUCCAAAAUGGCGUCGAGUAUCGAUUUUACCCAUAUGUUAGGGUAUUUAAAACUUAAUCUGAAACCCGAUGGCCGCCAUUUUGGACUCCAGAAUGACUUCGUUAAUUUAAUUUUCGUUUAAUUUAAAAUAAUAUUUUAUUACUGUAUAUAAUCUGGAU
Ochlerotatus camptorhynchus is the source of this 3923-nucleotide messenger RNA. RefSeq names its product RRM_RCAN_like domain containing protein Sra (gene sra). The coding region runs from base 226 to 987 and encodes 253 amino acids. Gene Ontology annotation, cellular component: cytoplasm; nucleus. NCBI's taxonomy places the organism in Eukaryota, Metazoa, Arthropoda, Insecta, Diptera, Culicidae. Gene Ontology annotation, molecular function: calcium-dependent protein serine/threonine phosphatase regulator activity; nucleic acid binding. The record is from RefSeq and is a predicted model, not a curated record. The transcript is spliced from 2 exons. Gene Ontology annotation, biological process: calcium-mediated signaling.